CCACAUAGCAGCUGUCUCCGGAGCAAGUGGCGGUUGCGAUCCAGUCCGGGUCUUCCGGCAGCCCAGUCCUCGCCACUGAACUCCAACCCCCGCGCUCUCUAUCAGCAUCUCAUUCCUGUCUCAAUAUGUCUCAAGAUGGCGGCCAAUGCAGGAUCGAUGUUUCAAUAUUGGAAGCGCUUUGACUUACAACAACUACAGAAAGAACUAGAUGCCACCGCCACACAGCUUGCCAACAGACAGGAUGAGAGCGAGCAGUCAAGAAAGAAACUCAUCGACCUGAGCCGCGAGUUCAAGAAGACGACGCCAGAGGAUUUACGGAAACAGGUUGCCCCUCUGCUGAAGAGCUUCCAAGGAGAGAUCGACGCCUUGAGUAAAAGGAGUAAAGAAGCAGAGGCCGCCUUCUUGAACGUGUACAAGAAAAUAAUUGAUGUCCCAGACCCUGUACCUGUGCUGGAGCUGGCUCAGCAGCUGCAGCUGAAGCUCCAGAGGAUGCACGACAUUGAGACAGAGAACACCAAGCUACGAGAGACACUGGAGGACUACAACAAAGAGUUUGCAGAAGUUAAAAACCAAGAGGUGACCAUCAAGGCCUUGAAGGAGAAGAUCCGCGAAUACGAGCAGACUCUGAAGAACCAGGCUGAGAACCUGGCCCAAGAGAAGCAGCUCCAGCUACACAACGACUAUGCAGAGAAGGAGAGGAAACUCCAGGAGAGUCAGGACUCCAUGUCUUCAAGGUUGAAAGAGGCUGAACACAAGGCGCAGUCCCUGCAGACAGCACUCGAAACAACUCAGGCCGAGCUCUUUGAUUUGAAGACGAAGUAUGACGAGGAAUCCACGGCAAAGGCUGACGAGAUUGAGAUGGUGAUGACGGACUUGGAAAGAGCCAAUCAGCGAGCGGAGGCAGCAGAGAGGGAGGCGGAGGCGCUCCGAGAGCAGCUGUCGUCAUCUAACCAAUCCCAGCAGCUCAGCAGUCCCACCAAGGCCGACCCUGACUCGGAUCAGGCGUCGGAGGUGGCGUCGCACUCGAACCUGGAGGCGGAGCUCAGGGCCAAAGAAAGGGAGACCGCCCAGCUGGUGGAGGAUGUCCAGAGACUGCAGGCCAGCCUGACCAAACUCCGUGAGACCACCAGCUCCCAGAUCUCCCAGCUGGAGCAGCAGCUUAGCAGCAAGUCUGCAGUUCUCAAGGAACUGGAGGAGAAACUGGAACGGCAAGCCGACUAUGAGGAGGUCAAGAAGGAACUAAGCAUCCUUAAGACGAUGGAGUUUGGAACCGACUCAGUGCAGGACUCAUCCAAACCUCUGGAGGUGCUGCUGCUGGAGAGGAACCGGACUCUUCAGUCGGAGAGCGCCGCGAUGCGCAUCGCCAACACGGAGCUGAGCGGGUCAGCCGGGCGGAAAGGGACAGAAGAGUCCGCAGCGAAGGAGGACGGCGUCAACAGCGAGCCCUCUCUCCCUUCAUCCUCUUCCUCUCAACACCCCUUAUCUCGCGCUCACGUAGACCCCCUGAACGCCGCCGCCGUCAGCAGCGAGGCCCCACCCUUCACCCCGACGGGCAUCGGACAGGAGCUGUACUCCCCCGUCUUCCCCCUGGUCGGCAGCAAGAUGGCGCUGAACUCUCUGAUUCAGCGGCAGCUCCUCCAAACGUUCUACUCCAAAGCUCUGCAGGACUCGUCGGGGAUCCACAGCGGCGCCCUGCUGUUCACGCCCUUCACCCCGGCGCUCAGCUCCAUCCCUACCUCCACCCCCGGCUCGGCGUCGGCCGCCGUCCCGCUGGCGGCCAGCAGUCCCCAGCCGCCCCCCGCCAGCCCCGAUAUGGCUCCCGUCAACGGGAGCGGCACGGCGGGCGGCGCCCCGUCGCCGUCACCCAGCCACUCGGACGCCACCACCGCUGGCGGCGGCGUCCUGGACGGGGAGGACAUGGACACGGCGGAGAUCGCCCGGCAGGUGAAAGAGCAGCUGAUCAAGCACAACAUUGGCCAGCGAGUGUUCGGCCACUACGUGCUGGGACUCUCUCAGGGCUCGGUCAGCGAGAUCCUGGCCCGACCCAAGCCCUGGAACAAGCUGACCAUCCGGGGGAAGGAGCCCUUCCACAAGAUGAGGCAGUUCCUGGCCGACGAGCAGAACAUCCUGGCACUGCGGAGCAUCCAGGGGCGACAGAGAGAGGGCUCAGGCCAGCCCCAGCUUAGCCGAGUGUUUCAGGACGCUCCGAAGCGGAGAACCCACUCCGAUACACCUUCACACACAGGUAACAUCACGGCUCGCGUCCGCACCCCGGAGGCGGGCUCGGAUGAAGCCAUCAAGUCCAUCCUGGAACAGGCCAAAAGAGAGCUGCAGGUGCAGAAAGCUGACCUGUCCCACGCUCAGCCGUCUUACAUGGGGCUAAAAGGAGGGGGCGGAGGCGGCGUAGGAGGCGGCGGGGGCAGCGGAUCGGACGAAGCCAUCCGCUCCAUCUUGGAGCAGGCGCGCAGGGAGAUGGAGGCUCAGCAGGCGGCGUUGGAGCCCAUCCUCAAAGCCUCGUCUGCGUCUUCCUCCUCCGCGUCUCUGUCUCAGAGAGACAUCCUGGGCUCGUCCCUCACCGCCCCGCUGCCGCCCUACAACUCCCUGGCGCUCUCCCUCAAGAAGCCGCCGAGCUCCCACCUGUCCUCGCCUCCGUCCCCGUCUCCAGUGCUGGACUUCAGCUCCGGCGGGAAACGAGACGGCCGGGCUUCCUCAGGGAUCGACAUGUCGGCCGACGGCACGUUCAGGCUGGGCCGGCCCUCGGAGGGCUCCGGCCGCCCCGGGAGCGCCAUGGGAGGGGGCUACUGGAGGGAGCAGUGGUGGAGCAACAUGCACUCGGACCACCGGAGGGCCAUGUCCAGCCAGGUGGGAGAGGAGAACCACAACCAGGAGGACUCCAAAGAGGGAAUAUUGAGCGACACUUUAACUCGACACAAACCUUGGAACAAGCUGAACCAGAGGAGCAGGGAGCCGUCGUACCUCCGCAUGCAGACGUGGCUCAACGGCGACCAGGCGCAGAACACGCACGUCCCGCAAGCCCAGAACCAAGCAGAGGGGACUCCCAAGACGUCGGCGAGCUGCAGCCCCGCUCCCGAGUCGCCGCUCAGCUCGGCCGAGGAGUCCGUCAACGGUCUGGCCGGGGACCCCCUCGCCUCGCAGUCCUCCGGCCUCAAGCCGCUGUCUGAAGACCCCUCGGGUGGGGAGUCCCAGCCCGGCACGCCGCUGCCCCUACCGGGCCACUCUGGCCUCAGCAUCCAGGAGAUGGUCGCCAUGUCUCCCGAGCUCGACACGUACGCCAUUACCAAGAAGGUUAAGGAGGUGCUAACUGAUAAUAACCUCGGUCAGCGACUGUUCGGGGAGACCAUCCUGGGUCUGACUCAGGGUUCUGUCUCAGACCUGCUGGCCAGGCCUAAACCCUGGCACAAGCUGAGCCUGAAGGGCCGGGAGCCAUUUGUCCGGAUGCAGCUGUGGCUCCAGGACCCGCACAGCGUGGAGAAGCUCAUGGACAUGAAGCGCCUGGAGAAGAAAGCUUACAUGAAAAGGCGGCUGAGCUCCCUGAGCGACAGCCACUCUGUGGACGGAGUUUUACCGGGGCCCGAUUACAUGCAGGGCUCCCAGAGCCCGGUGGGCCAGCAGCAGCUGAAGAAGCCCAGGGUGGUGCUGGGCCCCGAGGAGAAGGAGGCCCUAAAGAAGGCUUAUCAGCAGAAGCCCUAUCCCUCCCCUAAAACCAUAGAGGAGCUGGCCUCCCAGCUCAACCUGAAGACCAGCACCGUCAUCAACUGGUUUCAUAACUACAGGUCACGCAUCCGAAGAGAGCUUUUCAUAGAGGAGAUCCAGGCGGCUGGGGGGAUGGGGCCCGGCAGCGAGGGGGGCUCUCCGUCCCUCCGCGGGUCCAAAUCAGGGGAAGGGGACAGCUGCGACGGGACGGAGUCCGAGGGCACGGUGGAGACCCGCCAGGGCCUGGGUGUGGGCCUGGAGGACCACAGAGGAGCGUGCAAAGACCAGGGCAUGGAGGUAGAGUCCGAGGCCGGGGGCUCCAACGACUCCCCCGCAGAGUUGGACUGCAGCGCCUCGGGCUUGGCUGGGCCGGGCUCCAGCUGUGUGCAGAGCGGACUGGGCAUCUUCGGCCUCACGGAGGCGUCCUCCACUAGCUCCGCCUCCAGUACGAACGUCCCCGCCAGAAACCCCAGGGACAACAAUCUGCGCAAGAAGAAGGCGGCCAACCUCAACAACAUCAUCCACCGGCUGGAGAAGGCCGCCAGCAAAGAGGACCCGUCAGAGUGGGAGUUCUAGCUCCACCCCGACCCCCAACCCCUCCCCUCGUCCUUACCGUCUCAUAACCUCACGACCUCUAACCUUGGAAACCCCUCCUGCUCUGUUCCAGUCGUAGAGCGGUCACAGCCAAAGUCAAGCUCAGCAGCCAUUUUUAUUGCAUAGAAGCUUUCCAAAAAAAAUAAUA
Molecule: messenger RNA, 4456 nt
Organism: Poecilia latipinna (sailfin molly)
Lineage: Eukaryota; Metazoa; Chordata; Actinopteri; Cyprinodontiformes; Poeciliidae
Gene: cux1b
Product: cut-like homeobox 1b
Exons: 23
Coding region: 136-4290 (1384 amino acids)
Biological process (GO): intra-Golgi vesicle-mediated transport; regulation of transcription by RNA polymerase II
Cellular component (GO): nucleus; Golgi membrane
Molecular function (GO): DNA-binding transcription factor activity, RNA polymerase II-specific; RNA polymerase II transcription regulatory region sequence-specific DNA binding
Source: RefSeq, a predicted model, not a curated record